Molecule: messenger RNA, 5876 nt
Organism: Apis florea (little honeybee)
Lineage: Eukaryota; Metazoa; Arthropoda; Insecta; Hymenoptera; Apidae
Gene: sns
Product: sticks and stones
Biological process (GO): cell-cell adhesion
Cellular component (GO): cell-cell junction; plasma membrane
Molecular function (GO): cell adhesion molecule binding
Source: RefSeq, a predicted model, not a curated record
UAAAGUGCGUGUAAUCGAUGGUUGCUACGGAAACAUCGUCUCUUGACACAUGAUACUAUUCGAUCUUUUCGAGAAAUUGUUCUCGAUUUGAUUUUUACUUUCGAUUAUUUGUCAGCCAAUCAGAUGCGUUUUACCAUUGUAUCGAACUUUUAGUCGCGGGAUUGAUUCUCGAACGUAAUGACGCAUUAAGAAUUUCGUUCGUUCGUUUCGAAUUUAAUUCGGAAAAGUGAAAAUUUUUCGUGAAAAGUGUUGCGUAGAAAAGAUCAACGAUUGAAUAUAAGUGAAAUAUUCGCAGAUGACGAUUCCUCGUAACAAAAUACGUUUUAUAUUCGUGAUAUUACGUCGUUUAGUGGUAAACAGCUGCUCAAGUGAAAUCUCUGUGAAACAUUUCAAAAAAUUAUGUGCCCAAUGGAAGUAAAUACUUCGUCAAUAUAACGAGGAAUCGAGCAUGCGAUAGAUUUCCAUUUUCUAGUGUCGAUUUUACAAUAAAUGACGGUACAUUGUGCGCGUGAACUGUGAAGUGACUUAUUUUGAGAACGAGAAAGUACGUUCGGUCGGGUGUGCGAGUGGACCCUUCUGUGUUUACAUACGUUUUGUCGUGUUCGGUGUGUUUAUCUAUGUUCCUGUAGCGGAUCCAUUUUAACCAUGGAGGAGUACGGAAUGAAAUUGUUAUCAAUGAAGCUGAUCCUAAUUUUCUUCUUCGUUUCUACUCCAGUCAUCGUAAAAGGCGAAGGGGGACAGUAUUUUCGCGUGAGGCCGAGAAACAGCUCUGUCCAGGAGGGCCGUGACGUAACAAUAUCUUGCGAAGUUGGAAACAGAGUUGGGAUCGUGCAGUGGGUGAAAGAUGGCUUCGCCUAUGUCAUACAAUCGAAUGGAGAAAUCGUGGGGCAUCCGCGAUUAAGAUUAAUAGGCGAUCAGAGCACAGGAGUUUACAAUCUUCAGAUCACGCAGGCUUCUUUGACCGACGAUGGGGAAUAUCAAUGCCAAGUUGGACCAUAUUUGCGCAUUAAAUCGAUCCGUGCCAACGCUCAUCUCACCGUCAUCUCGCCGCCGCAGAAAGUGGAGAUCAGCAACCAUCCGAACAAGAAGAAGAUCGAGGUGAAGGUUGGAGAAUCUCGUCGUUUGGAAUGUGUGGUACGAUCUGCGAAACCUGCAGCCACGAUUACCUGGUAUCGUGGAAACAUUCAGAUCAAAGGGGGUGAAACGUCGACUACACCGAUUUCCAUCGAGGGUGACAAAGAAGUACAAAAGCCAGGUGAGAACAAGAAGGAAUUACUCAAGUACGACACCCACGGUUCCAUCAUCAUUGUUCCCACUGCUGAUGACAACGACAUGGAUUAUACUUGCGAAGCUAAUCACCCUGCAUUACCCUACAGUAUGCCUUUAAGAGCAACCAUCAAACUUUCUGUUUUCUAUCCACCCACCAUGCCGUACAUCGAAGGUUACACCGAGGGUGAGACCGUGAAACGUGGACAGCAAUUGGACCUGACCUGCCGAUCUCGCGGAGGAAAUCCACCUCCCCAAAUAUUCUGGUACAAGAACAACGAAAGGAUCUCAUCACCCUACAGGAACGAGGGCCACUUCUCUGAGAACGUGUUGUCCAUUACUGCAAAAGCGCAAGAUAAUAAUGCGAGAUAUAGAUGCGAGGUAUUCAAUAUCAUGAGCGUGGAACCUUUAAAAGUGCACGUGGAUCUGACUGUACUUUUCGCGCCAUCCGGAGUGACGAUCACCGGGCCAACAGAAGCGAAAGCCGACGAACAAGUGGUGAUCACCUGCACCACGGAGAACUCGAAUCCUCCCGCGGAUAUCAAGUGGACAGUGGACGGUCACAAUUUCGAGAGCAACGCUUCUAGAACGGAGCCAGCUCCCGAAGGUGGUUGGAUCACCACGUCCAACGUAACGUUCAACAUAAAUCGCACCAGUCGCAGUAUAGUCGUGAUAUGCGACGCGUCUAACGUGAAACUGACCGAGAACGUCGUCAGAACCCACACCAUAACCGUGAUUUAUCCACCGUCGAAACUUAGUAUCACCGGCUACGAGGAAGGAACGACGAUUGACGCAGGAACGGUACUGAGAUUGUUGUGCACCGCAACUUCUGGAAAUCCACUCGCCACGUUGAGUUGGUACAAGAAUGAUAGAAAGGUACCAGGAACCACGAGAACGCGAGACCAUGCGGUUUCAAGCGAGUUAACGAUACUCAUAAAUGCAUCUGACAAUAAUGCGCGCAUACGAUGCGAAGCAGCGAAUUCCGCAACACAAAUUCCCCUGCUCAAAGUGCUCGUCUUGAAAGUUAAUUUUCCGCCUGAUAAAGUCAAGAUCACCCGUGAGCCGCAGAAUCUGCACGCAGGCCAAGAGGGUCGUAUCAUUUGCGAAUCGAGCAGCAGUAAUCCGGCGGCGGAAAUGUCGUGGUGGAAGGGCGGGAUCCCGGUGCAAGGUACCAAAAAUGGCACUAAGCCCGGCUUACAUGGGGGAUUUCUAUCGUUCGUCGAGCUCUCGUUGGACGUAACGGAAGAAAUGAACGGGGAAGUGUACACGUGUCAAGAGAACAAUCAAAUGGACAGGUCUAUUCACGACGCUACUACGCUCGACGUAUUGUAUAAGCCAAUAUUCUCCUCAAUAGAGCCUUACGAGUUAAUUGGAAUGGAAGGCGAACCUUUCGUGAUUUCCGUUUCAGCUAUGGGAAAUCCUAACGAGAUAAGUUAUACGUGGACUAGAGAUGGUUUGCCUCUGGUCAGUAAUAACAGAAGAAUAUCUGUUCGUGCUUCUACGUUAAAUAUCACUAAACUGGAUCGUCACGAUGCCGGAACUUAUAUCUGUGAAGCCACUAACGAAGAAGGCACGACAUUUUAUCAAUUGAACUUAACUGUUCAAUAUUCAGCAAAGAUUAAACGCACCUCAACUUCGGGGAUAGUAUAUUCUCCCGGAAUCGAAGCGAAAUUGUUCUGCGAAGUGGACGGUAGUCCCAUAGGAGACGAAUAUGUCACGUGGCAGAAAGUUGGCUCAAAUUCGGAACUUUCCGGUCGAUAUUCCACCUCUUUCAUCAAUAAAACUUCUUAUCUGCACAUCGAGAAUCCUGAUCAAGAAGAUGUUGGAGAAUAUCAGUGCAAAGUUAACAAUGGAAUUGGCAACGUCACCUCUGAACCUAUUCUUUUCAUCACAAACUUUAAACCACAAAUGAUGAAUACACCAUUGACGAGAAGAGCAGCAGCAAACAAAGGAGCAAACGUUCAAUUGUUAUGCAAAGCAAGAGGCUCGCCUUUACCUCGAUUCUCUUGGACAUUUAAUGGAAAAACAUUGCUUCCUAAUGUCACGGAACAUAAAUACGGAAUUACGCACACUGAUUUAAGCGAAUUAAUUUCUAAUUCGACGCUGAUCAUUUUCCGCGUGACAUCGCACGAUUACGGAAAAUACGAGUGUCGUGCAACGAACAAAAUGGGUCAAUCGACGGAUAUGAUACAUCUAGAUGUGACGUCGCCGCCGGACAAACCUAGCGAUCUUGAGGUGUUCAACGUCACCCACGAUUCUGUCACACUGGUGUGGAAAAGAGGAUUCGAUGGUGGUUUGCCAACCUCCUAUCAGAUACGUUGGAGGCAGGCUCUCGAUUACGAGCAUCGAUACCACUAUCUGGAUGUAUCGGCAGGAGAAUAUAAAACCACGAUAACAGGAUUGUCCCUUGGGACGUACUAUGUGUUCAGCGUGAAAGCUAUCAAUGAGAAAGGGGACAGUGGCUUUCUACCUGACUUGGUUAAAGUUCAAACGCUCCGGGAGGCACCACCUACCGACGUGACAUCCAGCGAGAUUAAUUCUUCCUACAUCAUCGUCAUUAUCAUCACUGUUUCCGCCUCUGUUUGCCUACUCAUUGCUGCGCCCAUAGUCUUUGCUACAUUAAAAUCGAAAAAGAAGGCCCAACGUUCCGGAAUAAACAAAUCGCAAACAGCGGAUAUGUAUGCGCCAUCAACCGUGAAUGGAGACACCAUGACCGGCGAAUUAAGUUCGGUAUCGGACGAGAAGAGCGACGUUAACUUCGACACUAAUGAUUACGUGGACGAGGGACGAAAGACCGCAGCUAGCACGUAUUUAAUAGAUCAAACAAUGCAAGAUUUUGGAAAAGGGAAUAUGGAAAUGCAGGUACAUCAUCAAGGAACACUUGGUCGCCGUGGCAACCACAUUCAACCUCCGAUAAGCAUGGAUUCACCGCCACAGCGAACGACAGCCAGUGGAACACUUUCUGUUUCGAAGUCGAGUUACAUCGGAAACCCUAGUCCGGCACCGCCAAACGACGUGAACUUCUACAGUGUGGAGAUCGACAAUGGCCGUUAUAUGGGAUAUGAAACGAAUCACAGUCCAGUGGUGGGUGAUCCAGGUUCAGGUAGUUAUUAUCCAUCCAUGAGUCCCACUGGACAUAUGCUUUCAAGUCAUGUGAGUAGCGGGACAGGCACGUUAACACGCAGCAGAACCUUACCACGUCCAGUCCCACCACCGGAUGUGACUGUGAUGACUGCUGGAUCAAAAUCGCCGAUACCACCGUCGGUACCUCCACCACCUACCACGUUUGCUCGGUCGGUAUCCAGCAACGCGCACACUCAUGGUCAUCCAUUGUCGACUUUCACUCCCACGCCAGCCUAUUCCGAUAUUGAUGGCCAUCUUGUCUGAGGAUCGCCAAUAUUCGGCCCUAGUUCGGUGCGUGGAAAGUAUCGUGCCGUACCGAGGGACGAGACUAUCAUCGUGACAGAAAGAACCACCCGGCUCUAAUAUACAUCUUGAUCUGUGGCUGUCGAAUCAUGGAAUUCUUUCACGAAUCUUCGGCCUUCGUUCAUCGUUUUCGACAUCUCACUGAGCUAUAUAUAUAUGGUUAUGUCAGUUUGAUAUCGUUCGAGGACGUGAAACAGAAUUUUUUUGAUGAAAUUGUGCGAUCAUAAAGAGUUUGUGUGGGUGCUUCGACGACUUUCUCAUACACAUUAUCCUCCUUGAACAUAAAAGAAAGUAAUAGAAGUAUGUAAAUAGAAACAAAGGAAAAGAGGAACCGAUGUUGCGGUUUCUAUACGUAAUUUUUAAGUAGCAUGCGGUAACACCGUUUGCAAUAUGCAAUAUGCAUUCCUUAUAUGCUGGUUUCAUUAGUUUUUCUGCGAACAUAAUUAUCAAAUACGUACCUCGACUUGGAUCUUAUGAUAGAUCGUAUAAUUACGUUUUUCGCAUAUCACAUUUUAAAAAGAACGAUUGAUACUUGUGAACAACCCAUUGGAAUCAACUCUGAAGAUAUUUUCGUGAUACCACAGUUAGCAUGCUGUCAGUGAUUUAUUCGAUUUGUUUUUACUAUUUCUUUCUGUGGUUUUUGAUUGCGCUUAUUUACGCACUUUUACUUAAUUGUGACGACUUCAUAGUGAUGUAAAGACUUACAUGAUCCAUCGUGUGAAUUAAAUGGAAAUCGACGAAUUUGUGGAUGGAAGAAACUCAUCUGAGAAUGUUCAUCCUAGUGAGCACAAAGGUAUGAUCAGGUUAAGUUGCAUUUUGCUGAGUUAAUAUCAUUAAAUGAUAAACUCAUGCGAUCCAACUGAUAAAUUAGAUUGUAAAUUAGAAAAAAAAGAUAUAAUAAUGAAACGAAAUAUCAGGGAAAUUCGCGAGCCGUAACAAUAUAUACACAAUUUUUAAAUUUUUUCAGAAAUACGUUAUAUUUAUGAUAUAUUCGAUCGAUGGCGCUUUUGAAAGUCGAAUUUUAAAUCUCGAUUUAAAUCGAUAAUGUUAUAUCGAAACUCUAUCGAUGCUGUUACUCUCGAUAUCAUUAUGUAAUAAUAUGCCAAAUAAUUUUUUCACUUUUUUUUAUUUUUUUUUUCUCUCUCUUUCUUUUAUGAAUGACCGUCCGUUUUGAAAUUAGUUAA